Pseudoliparis swirei is the source of this 3671-nucleotide messenger RNA. It is a transcript of the gene coq8aa, whose product is annotated as coenzyme Q8A, genome duplicate a. The record is from RefSeq and is a predicted model, not a curated record. Gene Ontology annotation, biological process: ubiquinone biosynthetic process. NCBI's taxonomy places the organism in Eukaryota, Metazoa, Chordata, Actinopteri, Perciformes, Liparidae. Gene Ontology annotation, molecular function: kinase activity. The transcript is spliced from 17 exons. Bases 350 to 2359 code for a protein of 669 amino acids. Gene Ontology annotation, cellular component: extrinsic component of mitochondrial inner membrane.
UUUAUCAUUACAAUGCAUGUACAUGUAUUGAUGCUGUGUAUUAUUUGUCUGAACAAGAGAGUACUGUGUGCUGAAGCAAAGUGCGCGCGUCCAUGUGGAGUAGGCGCGGGUUGCGUUAACAGCACGGCUCUGGUUUCUGGUUGGUAAAUAAAUGUUGACCUCGUGGUGGAGACAUACUGGAUUAAACCACAACAACAGGAGGAGGGCGACCAGACACCUGCAAAACAAAAAGACCCCCUCGACCGUUUAUGCUAAUGAAGGGGGGGCGGGAGGGUAGUUGGACUCACGCGCGCCACCGACCUCGUAGAGUAACAAGAGAAACAAGCGGAGACAACAGCUACUGUCCAUCAUGGCCGGUGAUAUGAUGUCACUGAUGCGAGGACUGGCCAAGUUGAGCCAGGCGGUCGUGGAGACUCAGGGCAGCGGCCUGCGCAGCGGAGCCGGGCUCCCGGUAGUCGGCGCCGCCAUCCAAAGCGUCCAAUCGGCUGCUGAGCAAGGCCUCUCUGCCGCGAUGAUGAUGGUGCAGGGGCUGACCGGCCAGCAGCAGCAGCCGACGUCUUCGUCCGAGUCCGACUACGACUUCCCCGAGGACGACGGAGCGUUCGCAGCCUCGGAGUUCAGGGAGGACGGCGUGGACUUUGCGGGGGAUCAAGCGGGAAGCGGUGAGGACUUUGCGGCCCGUGCAGGAGCAGCGGCGGCGGCGGCGAGCCACGACGGCGGCGGCAAACGGGCGCUGUUUGAGGGCUACAGAGACCCCAGCAGGCAGUUCAGUGGACACGCCAGGGCUCACCACCAAGAUGCCCGACACUUCUACAACCGCAGCCUGAACAGGCAUCUGUGGGGACAGCUGUACUGUCGGCAUCAAGUCGGUCAGCUCAGGAGCUACCACCAGGACCCGACCACGGUGGGGGGGCUCACCGCCGAAGACAUCGAGAAGGCUCGGCAGGGCAAGAAGGUCGAGAUCAAGUCACACAAACAGAUGUUGAGCGACAGAGCCAGAGAGAGGAAAGUGCCGGUGAGUCGGCUCAGCAGACUGGCCAACUUUGGAGGUCUCGCUGUAGGUUUGGGGAUUGGAGCGCUGGCAGAAUUAGCUAAGAAGACCUUGAGACCCAAUGGUACAGCAGCCGGCGAUGAUAAGAAAGGCAUCCUGGACUCCAGCCCCUUCCUGUCCGAGGCCAACGCCGAGCGCAUCGUCAGAACCUUGUGUAAAGUCCGGGGCGCCGCGUUGAAGCUGGGACAGAUGCUCAGCAUUCAAGAUGACGCGUUCAUCAACCCGCAACUCGCCAAGAUCUUUGAGCGCGUGAGACAGAGCGCCGACUUCAUGCCCAUCAAGCAGAUGACCAAAGCGCUGAACAGCGACUUGGGUCCAAACUGGAGAGACAAGCUGGAGUCGUUCGAGGAGCGUCCGUUUGCCGCCGCGUCCAUCGGCCAAGUUCACCUGGCGAGGAUGAAGGACGGCAGGGAGGUGGCCAUGAAAAUACAGUACCCCGGCGUGGCUCAGAGCAUCAACAGCGACGUCAACAACCUGAUGACGGUGCUGAGUCUCAGCAAUGCCUUGCCCGAAGGUCUGUUUCCAGAGCACCUAAUAGACGUGAUGAGGAAGGAGCUCGCGCUCGAGUGCGACUACAUCCGAGAGGCCAAGUGUGCGAGGAAAUUCAAGGAGCUCCUGAAGGACCAUCCCUUCUUCUACGUGCCGGAGGUGAUCGACGAGCUGUGCGGCAGCCACGUCCUGACCACGGAGCUGGUGCCCGGGUUCCCCCUCGAACAGGCCGAGGGCCUCGCGCAGGACCUGAAGAACGAGAUCUGCCACAACAUCUUGCAGCUGUGCCUCCGAGAGCUGUUUGAGUUCAGGUUCAUGCAGACCGACCCGAACUGGUCCAACUUCUUCUACGACCCGCAGACGCACCGGGUGGCGCUGUUGGACUUUGGAGCCACGAGGGGAUUCGAUAAGAGUUUCACAGACCUCUACAUAGAGGUCAUCCGCUCAGCCGUGGAGGGCGACAGAGAGGGAGUCCUGAAGAAAUCCAUCCACAUGAAGUUCCUGACCGGAUAUGAGUCCAAGGCGAUGAUGAGCGCCCACGUGGACGCGGUGAUGAUCCUCGGCGAGGCCUUCGCCUCCACGGACAACUUUGAAUUCGGCUCCCAGUCGACCACGCAGAGGAUCCACAACAUCAUCCCCGUGAUGCUCAAACACCGGCUGACGCCGCCGCCUGAGGAGACGUACUCGCUCCACCGCAAGAUGGGCGGCUCGUUCCUCAUCUGCGCCCGGCUGGACGCGCAGCUGCAGUGCAAGGACAUGUUCUACACGGCGUACCACAAGUACUGGGAGGGCCGCACGCCGCCCUCUGACUCGGCCUGAGCCAGUCGCGGCUGUCGGGCUGUUUUUUUUUGUUGGGGCGGACAGAUUCUGGCGGGGGGAGGGGCCAGCGGCGAGGCGAGGGGGUCGUGGUGUGAAGCUGCAGAGCGGAGGCCAUGCUACCUGCACUCUUUGUGCCCCACUACCAUGAGCUUUCGACACGCACUUAUUAAUAACGACAGCCAUCAUUUCUUUGUUUGAGAGGGAGCAGCAACGCUCCGAGACCGGACUCGCCAUAUGGCGCCUCCCCCCCCCCCCGAGAGGACGGAGAUGACUGGAGGUGGAUGGAUGGAAGGGGGCGGAGCCAACAGCCUCGCGGGUAGUAGUUGAGAGGGUUAAAAAAACGAUUGUAAACCGGUUGAAUUGUAUCUGUUCGCUGAUGUUUUCAAGAUGAUUCUUGCGAUUUUUGCUUUGCUGUGUUUUGUUGAGCUUUUGGGGCGUCCGUCCAGUUUGCCAGAAAAGUCAUGUGGAGGUGGGGGGGGGGGGGGCGGGGUCAUAUGAGGACUGAACUCUAGGUGUAAACCGGUGGGUUUUUUUGAGCUGUAGGCAGCAGAAUGAAUGAGAGCGUUGGGAUGAGAGCCGAAUCCGUUGUCAGGAUGCGGCUGAUGCUGAUGCUGAUGUCAGCAUUCAAGCACAAGAAAGGUAGUCUUUUUAAACUCGUGUAUUUACUGUAUCGGUGUAACCGUUCAGAUUUCUCUUGCUGUCCAUGACUUUUAGUUUUUUAGGGAGACUCGUCGGAUCGAUAUGUGAUGAACGGUCGGCGGGUUGAAGAGCGAUUUUACCAAGUUUGCGUCGAGCGUCUUCUGUAGAUGUGUCUUCUUCAAACGUCGUCCAUCAUGAAUUCCAGUUGAUUACCAACAUGUUAAAAGCUCCGAGCUUUAUUUCAGGAUCUUCUUUUUGUGUGUGUGUUUAGCUCCAAAGCAUUUAUCUCUUAAACUUCUAUUUCAGAAAAUGAAAUAAAUGUGAUCAAAUCUGAGCUCCUCAACCGGUGCCGAUGGAAGAAGCUCCUCCCGCUAUGGCAGCAGCUCACCUGGCUUCCUCGAGUCGGUCUCCUCGCCUCAGGGUGUGAAGUCCUCCGUCUCCCGGCUGUGAAACCUCCUCUCUCCUCUGCCGAGUGAAGACGGUGAUGAAUUAUAACCGUCUUCACUCUGCAGUUCUGCUCACGGUCUCUGGUGUGUGGCUGGAAAGAUAGAAACAAGGUGCCAACUUUAUACUUCACUUCAAGACUCUGGGAGAAGUUUGAAGUCUCCUAAUCGAGCUGAAUGUUGUGAUAAUGAGAUGUUGAAUGAAAAGAGUAAAUUGAUCUUGUCACGUG